Molecule: messenger RNA, 1342 nt
Organism: Manduca sexta (tobacco hornworm)
Lineage: Eukaryota; Metazoa; Arthropoda; Insecta; Lepidoptera; Sphingidae
Product: probable isoaspartyl peptidase/L-asparaginase CG7860
Exons: 6
Coding region: 72-1010 (312 amino acids)
Molecular function (GO): asparaginase activity
Source: RefSeq, a predicted model, not a curated record
GACAGUUUUAUUUAUGUUUAAAAGUGUGGUGUUGUAAGUCGAGCUAAACACUUGUGUCUUUAGUUUAGACAAUGCAGCCGAUUUUAAUAGUGCACGGUGGGGCUGGGGAUAUUCCGCAGAGUAGAAUUAAGGGUAAAUUAGACGGUGUUCGGGUGGCUGUGAGAGCAGGAUACGAUGUACUUAAGAACGGUGGAAAUGCCCUGGAUGCGGUUGAAGCAGCUGUUGUUGCCAUGGAAAAAGAUGAAAAUUUUAAUGCCGGCUAUGGAUCUGUGUUAAAUCUACGCGGUGAAGUAGAAAUGGAAGCUAGCAUCAUGAGAGGAGAAGACCUUAAUGUAGGCGCUGUUACACUUGUCAAGGACUUCGCCCAUCCUAUAAGCAUCGCGCAUAAAGUUCUUACCGAUUCACCACACUCCUUGCUAGGCGGAGAAGGCGCGAAGUUAUUCGCUUUAGAUAAGGGUUUUCCUACAGUUCCCCCAGAGUCUUUGAUUAGUGAAAAUGCUAAACAGGCUCUAAAGGAUUUUUUAAAACAUGGAGAAUUCGGAAGGACUGAAAUAGGUAUCAUGGAUGAGGGAGGCGUAGGAACCGUGGGUGCGGUUGCUGUAGAUGCCAAUGGUCAUGUCGCUGUCGCGACGAGCACAGGCGGCAUGAGUGGCAAGGCUGUGGGUCGCAUUGGAGACACGCCCCAAAUUGGCAGCGGGACUUAUGCUGAUGAUAAAAUAGGAGGAGUUUCUACUACUGGGCACGGAGAGUCUAUAUUGAAGUACUGUUUAGCUCACAGCAUUAUAAAACUUAUGGAAGAUAAUGUUGAUGCAGAUACUGCAACAAAGGAAGCUGUAAAAGGAAUGACGUCUCGUCUAAAUAAUACUGCUGGCGCUAUCACUCUAUCGAAGAACGGCGAUGUUGGUGUGUAUUUCAGCUCAAAGAGAAUGUCAUGGGCUUACGUGAAAAAUAAUACUCUAUUUUAUGGUAUUGAACAUGACCAAGUCUUUGAAGAACCUUAUUCUUCUUAACUAUUUGCUCACCAAAGCAUAGCGCUCAUUGUGACAGGCCUGAGUGGGAUGGGCCGCAAAGGUGCAGCGCUCGCAGCGACUCGCUUUGCUAAUUCGCCCCGUUAUGACCAUUCUCAAUGGAUGUACAUCUAUAUAAAUUACAUAUAUUAUAUACGAGACAGAUAUUUGUGUUGCGCGCAAACGCUGACGGAUACAAUCCAUUAUACUUCAUUUAUUCAUUCUUCAUAAUAUUAUGUCUUCAAAUAGAUAAGAAAUGGCAAAUAUUAAAAGACGUGUAUACGCGCUGGUAAAGUGACUAAUUAAAACUGUAAUAAUAAAUAUUAGUAAGUUUU